Messenger RNA from Notodromas monacha, 744 nucleotides. The record is from the annotation of a GenBank genome assembly. Lineage: Eukaryota; Metazoa; Arthropoda; Ostracoda; Podocopida; Cyprididae.
ACAAAUAGGGACACAUUCUAUGCUGAAACCACCAUCAGGGACGCCUCAACAUGCACAUCUGCAUGGAGCUGUUCCUCAAAUGUGUUUGAUGCUGCAAAACAGAUUUGCUUUGGUGGGCCACCAGGAAUGAACCUAGCUUGUGAUGGUGACAUUGGAGGCCCAUUGGUGAUUGGAAAAGGUCUAUCUGCCAUUCUGGUGGGCAUUAUUUCCUUCACUGACAAAACUGAUGAUCCCAUCUGUGAUACAUGUAUUGCACUUACAACCACCCCAACCACUACUACAGCUGUGCCAACCACCACUACAGCAGUGCCAACCACCACUACAGCAGUGCCAACCACCACUACAGCUGUGCCAACCACUCACACCACUACAACAAUGCCAGCAGUGCCAACAACCAUGAUGAUGACCUCAUCAACUUCCAUGACAGCAACAGCAGUCACUGGAACAAGCACAGCCAAAUCUUCACCAACCUCAACACCUUUGACAUCCAGAAAAACAGACCCAGCAGUUCCAGGACAAGAACCAAGUAAAACUGGUGCAAUGACUUCCUGUCUAAGCUGGCUGUGGAACCAACUGGUCUGGAAAACAUCAGAGCGGAUGACCCCUGCUGCUGCCAGAGUUAAACGUUCCCCACGUCAGGCAAGAUCUGGUCCAUUUUGUUGCACCAAUAAGCCAGCAGUUGCCACCAGUGUCACUGCUUAUUUUGAAUGGAUAGAAACAGCCAAAGCAGCUCUUUUGGAGGGA